Molecule: messenger RNA, 3481 nt
Organism: Strigops habroptila (Kakapo)
Lineage: Eukaryota; Metazoa; Chordata; Aves; Psittaciformes; Psittacidae
Gene: BCAR3
Product: BCAR3 adaptor protein, NSP family member
Exons: 12
Coding region: 280-2763 (827 amino acids)
Biological process (GO): small GTPase-mediated signal transduction; positive regulation of peptidyl-serine phosphorylation
Molecular function (GO): phosphotyrosine residue binding; guanyl-nucleotide exchange factor activity
Source: RefSeq, a predicted model, not a curated record
AGGGCAGGCUGGUGCAAGUGUACGCGCCGGCUGCUGCCGCGGCGCGGCCAUACCUUGGGCUCUCCCGGCAACGUCCCAGUUCAUUUACUGGAAGCGCUCCGGGCCGCUGGUGUUCCGGGCCCGGCCUCUCCCUCCCCCCCCGCCUCCUCCUGCCCGGCUCUGGAGCCCCGAGGGACCUGGACGGGACCCGCUGCUGGGAGAUCGCUUGGCCGGGACAAAACCUCCAACUGAUCCCCAGAAAGCUCGGAAAGAAGCAGCAGUGAUCAGACUGAACCAAAAAUGAUAGCUGCGGGAAAAUUUUCAAGUCUUCCCAGAAAUGGUCCAGUGAACCACCAAUUCUCAUUAGCUUCCUCCAUGGACCUUUUGAGCACUAAACCUUUGCCAACCGAGCAUCCCUCAGGCUCCUUUCAAGACAUCUCUAUCCAUGGCACUCUUCCCAGGAAGAAGAAGGGGACACUUCCCCCUAGGUCUUGUGAUAUGUUUAGCCACAUGGGAACACUGCCACACACCAGAGCUCACAGGCAACAACCACCUUUUGUGCAGGAUGUCAUAGAAGAGUACCCCCUGCAAAAUGGGAAGAGCAACAAACUCCAUGCCAGAGAUCAGAACAUUCUGGAUCCUGCUUUGGAAUAUGUUAAGUUUUCUAGGGAGAGGCAGGUUAUGGACAACAGCCCAGAAAAGCUGAAGAAGGAGUUAGAGGAAGAACUGCAGUUGAGUAGUGAAGACUUGCGUAGCCAUGCUUGGUACCAUGGACGUAUUCCUUGGCAGGUGGCAGAAGGCCUGGUUCAGAGAGAUGGAGACUUUCUGAUCAGGGAUUCUCUCUCCAGCCCUGGGAACUUUGUUCUUACCUGUCAAUGGAAAAAUACCUCGCAGCAUUUUAAAAUCAACAGAACAGUUCUAAGACUCAAUGAAGCCUACUGCCGUGUCCAGUAUCAGCUUGAACUGGAAAGCUUCGACAGCAUCCCUGGCUUAGUUAGAUACUAUGUUGGGAAUCGCACACCAAUAUCAAAGCAGAGUGGAGCAAUUAUUUUUCAGCCUAUCAACAGGACUGUGCCUCUCAGGUGUCUAGAGGAAAAGUAUGGUGUAACUCCAGUCCGACAAAAAGAGCCAAGCAUUCCUGAAGGAAAACCAGAAACUGCAAAAAGGCUUAGUCUUGGUCUAUCCAGCAUGCAGUCCCCGGAGCAGAGCAUACUCAGGGGCAAUCUUUUGAGAAACAAAGAGAAAAGUGGUAGCCAGCCAGCUUGUUUGGAUCAUGUUCUGGAGAAAAGAUUCCCUUUGAAGGCUCACCAAUCAGAGAGCUAUCUGCUCAUAGGUUCAAGACAUCCCUCUCGAUUACCUGCAGCAGAUGCAGACCCCUAUCCAAGCUCUCCUGCAUUUAGAACAGGCAGUGAACCUUCUCUAAGCCCCACAGUUGUGCAGAAAGUCACCUCAGAGUUACAAGGAGAAGCUCUUAGAGGAUCAGACAGUCAGCUCUGCGCGAAGCCUCCACCUAAACCCAGCAAAGCAUCCCUGAUAAAGCCUCCAGAUUCUCCCUUAGCUUCCCACAGUUCAGAAGGACACUACUGUGAACUAAGCCCUGCCAGAGAUCCUGCAACAACAAAGCAGCAGUUAUAUCCGAAAACCAGCUAUGUGGAACAUCUGACACAAAAGGAGAGGGGAACACACUCAUUCAGGAACUCUGAAACUAACUAUUUGAUCCUGGAAGAUGACCCUAAGAUGAACUCUGCAGAUCCUUUAGAAGCUUCAACUCAUAUGGCAGCAGAUGACAGCAUCUUUUCUGCACCUGUGUUUGAGACAGUGUCUAGUUUUAAACCAAAUGAUUUUGAAUCCAAACUACUUCCCCCUGAAAACAAGCCAUUGGAAACAUCAAUGUUAAGAAGAAUUAAGGAGCUUUUCACCAACAACAAUCCAAAGGUUAUUGCACAGCAUAUUCUUAGAAUGGACUGCAAGGUGGCAAGGAUACUGGAAGUGUCUGAUGAGAUGAGGAGGCUUAUGGGAGUGAACUCUGGGCUGGAACUGAUCACCUUGCCUUACGGACAUCAACUGCGCCUUGACCUCAUUGAAAGGCACAAUACCAUGGCAAUAGGACUAGCUGUGGAUAUCCUGGGUUGCACAGGAACAGUAGAAGACAGAGCGGCAACAUUAAACAGGAUUAUCCAAGUUGCAGUGGAGCUGAAGGACUCCUUGGGGGAUUUGUAUGGAUUUUCUGCCAUUAUGAAAGCUCUGGAAAUGCCACAGGUCACUAGGUUAGAACAAACCUGGACCUCUCUGAGACAUCGUUACACCCAGACUGCCAUUAUGUAUGAAAAACAGCUGAAGCCAUUUAGCAAAGCUUUGCAUGAAGGACAAGAUGAGUGGAACAAGACCACCAGUACUCUGCAGAACAAUGUGACUGUGCCGCUGCUGAUGCCUCUCAUUACCUUGAUGGAGCGACAAGCUGUCAUUUUUGAAGGGAUGGACCUGUGGGAAAGCAGUGACCAAAGCUGUGAGAUAAUGCUCAAGCACUUGGCCACGGCUCGUCAGAUAGCACAGAACGCAGAAAUGUACAGCUUGACUGCAGAGCGGAUGCUGGAAGGUUUUCAGCCCGAUGAAGAAAUGAGUGAAAUCUUCAAGACAGAAUUUCAAAUGAGAUUGCUCUGGGGCAGCAAAGGAGCACAAGUUAAUCAGAAUGAAAGAUAUGAGAAAUUCAGCCAGAUUUUAACUGCACUUUCCCGAAAACUGGAACCUCCCCCAGUGAAGCAGGUGGAACAAUUAAGUAUAUAAGACUCUGUAAACACUAUUUAAAUGAUAUACUUGAAAUAACCUUGGUUUUCUUCUGGCCAUUUGAUACAGCACAACCUUCUUGAGUGAGUUUCACAAGAUGUUUAGAACUUUUAACUGCACAAUACACACUUGUUUUAAAACUACUGAUUUCUAAUCAGAUUAUUUAUUUACUGUGUCAUCGAGUCAGUGAGCGAUCCCUUUAAAAAGGUAGGUUAGCUCUGUAACAUAGUCUUACAGCUUUUUGUAUUUCCCAGUUAGAAUGUUUUAAUAAUGCCUAGGAUUUAAGGGCAUUGGCUUCUUAAUAUUAAAAUUAAGCAAACGGUGUACAUACAAGAAUUAGAUUAAGUAUGUGACAUUGCAGAAAAUUUGUUGUAUAAUAUUCUUUUAAUGGAUAUAAAUCACUGUACAUAGAAUUAUGAAUUAAAUUGUAUCUUUAUGCAAAAUAAUUUGCAUAUUUGCAGAUUGCAGAAAUAGUGAGAUUGCAGAAAUGAUCUUUUAUCUGUGACCACAACAGAAAGCUCAACUAUCACUGCUCCUGUGAAGGUACAAAAUGAGUUGUAUAUGUGUUGUUGGGACAACUUACUUUUUGUUUACGACACCAGCCGUAGUACUCUGGCUUUUGCUGGAGCCUACACAAGAGCUAUGCUGCCAGGAAUGAAUGAUGAAAUGGCAAGAAGAAACAAUCUAGAUAAUUAAAAUGCUUUCAGAUAUGAGUAAA